Molecule: messenger RNA, 875 nt
Organism: Cynara cardunculus var. scolymus (artichoke)
Lineage: Eukaryota; Viridiplantae; Streptophyta; Magnoliopsida; Asterales; Asteraceae
Exons: 4
Coding region: 102-737 (211 amino acids)
Biological process (GO): vacuolar proton-transporting V-type ATPase complex assembly
Cellular component (GO): endomembrane system
Source: RefSeq, a predicted model, not a curated record
GCGGCCCCUCCAAUCAAGAAACCUUCUCUCGUCUUCAAAUCAGAGUAUCAGACUAUCCUUUAAAACUCCAUCACUACCGAUCCCAAUCUCCAAGUCACACCAUGAACAACCACGAGCUUCCUUCAAAGGCCAUCACCGCCGCCGGCGGUCUGAUCAUCUCGAAAACAGAAACGAUCCAAUCAUUCAUCUCCACAUCCUCCGACGAUCCUCACCUUUCCUCAGAACUCCGUCAAAUCGCUUCAUCCCUCUCCCUCCAAUCCCCUUCCGUACCCUACAAGCCUCUCCGCUCCAUAUGGGUCGCCUCCGAUCCGUCUUCCCGACCCGCCCUAUCGACCCUUCUUUCCGGAUCGCAGUUCAUCCUCAACAGUCCCCAACCUCGCGAAAAGAGUGAGGAGUUGAAAGCAAGACUCAAGAAAUUAGAGGAGGUGGCUGAGAGGAAGGCAUAUAAGGAGCUAGUGAAGGACAUCACCAGAAAGACUGAAAGUGAGCCUUUUUCUUCAUACAAAGAUCAGUUGGGAUUUGGUUUACAUGUUGCGCUAACGAUGUUUACAGGCUACUUACUUGGACAUUUUACGUUCCGAGCAUUGUUUGGUCACAGUCCAGUAAUGACUGCUGCUGGAGGCAUCCUUGGAUUGGUGGUUGGUAUGCUUGUAGAAACACUUCUUUUCAUAAUUAGGAGUUCUAGUCAAGAUCGCAAGAAAACAAUAUCCAUUUCCAACCUUAAAAAGAACCAAUAGAAUUGUAUUUUUAAUAUUAUAUUCAGGUUUCAAAAUCCAUAAUAUUACUUCUGUUUUUGUUUUUAAGAGGUAAUGUAUUAUUGUAUUCUAUUUGUAGUGCAUCUGGCCCAGAUAUCAAGCCCACAUUAGUUGUUCCCA